AUGAACUCAGAUUAUAUUAGUUACGAAUUAUCGUUAUGUGUUAUUAAAGCUGAAACGGGAUAUGCUCACGUAAUAUUGCCAAUUGUUGGUGUAGGUCCUGAUUGCGUUUCCCAAGGGUUUAACUUCCUUCCUAUUGCUGCUUUAUUAA
This is a messenger RNA of Racocetra fulgida, 148 nucleotides long. The record is from the annotation of a GenBank genome assembly. Lineage: Eukaryota; Fungi; Glomeromycota; Glomeromycetes; Diversisporales; Gigasporaceae.